AAAAAAAAAAAAAAUCUAUCUUCGCAUCUCAGAGCUUGUUUGGUUUUUUAUUCAACAAAGCAAUUGGUGUUCUUGGACUCCGAAAAAAAUAGAGAAAAAAGAGGGGAGAGAGAGUCUCCUCUACACCUUCCAAUCUCUCUCUCUCUCUCUCUCUCUCGUUGUUACGGGAUCUCGUCUCUUUGACGGGGGACACCCUAAUCGCCAUGGGCGUAGACGAGCUCUUCUCCUCCAUAGAUUGGGAGCGAGAAGCUUAUCCAGCGUACGAGGACUUCGUUUCCCUACCCUUCUUCGUCCUCUUCUUCCUCGCCAUUCGCUUCUUCCUCGAUAGAUACGUGUUCGAGAAGUUAGCGAGGAGACUUAUAAUUGGAAAGGGAAAUGAAAAGCUUAAUCUUGAAAUAGAUGAAAGGAGAAAAAAGAUCAAAAAGUUUAAGGAGUCAGCUUGGAAGUGUGUUUACUUCCUUUCUGGAGAACUGCUAGCUUUGUCAGUUACAUAUAACGAACCGUGGUUUACAAACACCAGAUAUUUUUGGGUUGGACCUGGAGAGCAGGUUUGGCCCGACCAAAAGAUUAAAUAUAAGCUCAAGGCUGUUUAUAUGUACGCUGCUGGAUUUUACACAUAUUCAAUCUUUGCUCUUAUGUUUUGGGAAACAAGGCGUUCAGACUUUGGAGUGUCGAUGGGUCAUCAUGUGGCAAGCGUGAUUCUGAUAGUGCUGUCUUACAUAUUCAGAUUUGCUCGUGUUGGUUCCGUUGUCCUAGCCAUUCAUGAUGCAAGUGAUGUGUUUUUAGAAAUGGGAAAGAUGGCUAAGUAUAGUGGUUGUGAAGCAGUUGCUUCCGUCUCAUUUCUUCUGUUUGUCGUCUCUUGGACUAUUCUUCGCCUUAUAUACUUUCCAUUCUGGAUUCUCAGAAGUACCAGCUACGAAGUCAUAUUGACUUUGGACAAGGAGAAGCAUAAGUUUGAAGGACCAAUAUACUAUUAUGUGUUCAACUCACUUCUGUUUUCGCUGCUCGUUCUCCACAUAUAUUGGUGGAUUUUAAUGUUCAGAAUGCUUGUAAAACAAAUCCAAUCGAGAGGCCGUGUUGGGGACGAUGUUAGAUCCGAUUCUGAAGAUGAAGGGGAACAUGAAGAUUGAUUUGGGAUCGCUUUCAACUCCAUUUUCUUUGCCCAGAUGGUGAUUUUGUGGUGUCGGUAGAUCGACCAAUUUUAUCAUCCUAAUUUAUUUAUUUAAUGCUAGUCACUAGAUGUAAGAUGUUUUGUCGGACAUUUGGAAAUGGAUUAGUCUUAUUCUUUUUUCUUCAGAUUAACACCCCGGCCACGACUCACUUUUAGGGUCUGAGGCCUUUGUAUCAUGUAAUUUUGAUGUUGAAUAAUCGCCUCUAGGGAAUGCUUGUAGCAUGACUUACCAGGCAUUGAUUCUGUUGGUUGUUCAGAUAUUGAAUUCAUGAAAAAUUAUUGGGUCGCAAUGUUAUUAACA
Messenger RNA from Ananas comosus (pineapple), 1472 nucleotides. Its product is annotated as ASC1-like protein 1. Bases 204 to 1130 code for a protein of 308 amino acids. Gene Ontology annotation, molecular function: sphingosine N-acyltransferase activity. The record is from RefSeq and is a predicted model, not a curated record. The transcript is spliced from 6 exons. Lineage: Eukaryota; Viridiplantae; Streptophyta; Magnoliopsida; Poales; Bromeliaceae. Gene Ontology annotation, cellular component: endoplasmic reticulum; membrane. Gene Ontology annotation, biological process: ceramide biosynthetic process.